GGGUAGGCAAUCUGAGGUCCUUAUUUUGCCAAUCACACCCUCUGGAUAAGAGAAGAAUCUGAAAACCAGAACUCCAUUGGACUGCAUUUCCCUCACGUCCUCAUCAAAUCUUCAACUCAACUUUCCCACCUUAGCCACCCAUCCGACUCUAGAUCAAAGCACUGAGAUUCUUACAUUCCAGAUUCAACAUCAGCAGAAACACUUGAAUUCAACACAAUCCACCAUCAAUGGCUGCAACAAUAGCUACAAUGGCUGUUCUCAAUGCCAAGUGUUUGAGCAUCACCACAACCAAAGACAUCAACCACAACAAGCCAACCACCAAACCCACCUCCCUUUUCUCCAUGCAAAACCUCCCAAAAGGUCUGACCAUCUCAAGCCCAGCUGAGAAUACCGCCGCACUUGCUGGUACUACCAUUGCAGGAGCAAUCUUUUCAACUUUGAGCUCAUGUGAUGCAGCUUUUGCGGCGCAACAAAUAGCUGAAAUAGCAGACGGCGACAACCGUGGGCUAGCACUGUUGUUACCAAUCGUGCCAGCCAUCGUUUGGGUGUUAUUUAACAUUCUCCAGCCUGCGCUGAACCAAAUAGACAGGAUGCGUAGCAGCAAUGGAGUGAUCAUCGGGCUUGGACUGGGUGGAUUGGCUGGGUUGAUGUCAACGCCACCACAUGCGUCGGCUGGUGAAAUUGCGGUGUUGGCUGAUGCUACAAAUGACAACAGGGGCCAACUUUUGCUGUUUGUUAUUGCUCCAGCGAUUCUGUGGGUGCUCUACAACAUUCUUCAACCGGCUUUGAACCAAAUCAACAGGAUGAGGUCUUAGGUGAGAGAUGAAUGGAUUUUGACCUGUGGGGUGUGAUAUGAAAAGUAAUUUAAUUAUAUAUGUAAUUGCACCUACUGUUAAUUGGCUACCUUUGCUUAUUAGAAGCCAUCAACAUUAAUUUUCCUUUCAAAA
Molecule: messenger RNA, 947 nt
Organism: Mangifera indica (mango)
Lineage: Eukaryota; Viridiplantae; Streptophyta; Magnoliopsida; Sapindales; Anacardiaceae
Product: photosystem II core complex proteins psbY, chloroplastic-like
Exons: 1
Coding region: 228-815 (195 amino acids)
Biological process (GO): cell redox homeostasis; photosynthesis
Cellular component (GO): chloroplast thylakoid; photosystem II; membrane
Molecular function (GO): manganese ion binding
Source: RefSeq, a predicted model, not a curated record